AUGGAUACAGAAAUGCAAGAAAAGGAAAAUAUACCAUUUCACAUCGCAAGAAGACCAGCUAAAGGUCGUAUUAUGAGGCUGAAUGGCGGUGAUAAGCAUUGGCAGGCGAUAGAUUUUGGGCCUGGGCAAGAUGUUGAUGAUGAAGUAUUUUCGCUGUGCAAUAAGUUCUCUGCAACAUCAAUAAGGGGCGACCAAGGAAAACAAUCCUACACAUUUGAAAGUAUCAACCCAUAUAAUGUCCACGAAGAUGCAAACCACGACACAGACAUCGGCGCGCCUAAAGUGACUUAUACCCCACGCCAAUCUCCUACAGGUAGAGUAACCCCAAGAAAGCCCCUCCGUCCAUUAAAAAGUGCAACAAAAUCUGAUCCGUCAAUAAAGGGUGUCAUAUUCACCGUAAGGUCGGGAAUAAAGAGGUCAGUAAGUCUGGAGGAAUUCACACCCGAUGUUUUCAUUGAUUCCGUCUUCUCUAUAUCGUCAUCAUCCUCCAGCAAGCGCCCUAAAUCACAGCCAUGCUCUGACACCAAGCUUCCAACACGACGUACGGGAAGGCGAAGAAACUGCAAAACGCCCGUGCGUUUGUUCAGCUCAAGAAGCAGCUCGUGGUCCAACAAUCCAGAUCCAUUUUGUAGCGAAGAUAGUGGCGAUUCACCUUCGUUCAGCUCGUCUCCCAGUUGCGAAGAAGACUUAGGAGUCGUGCCGAUUAAUGUCGAAAAAGAAUGUGCCUCUUGCGGAACAAGCAAGACACCGCUUUGGAGAGAUGCUGAAGAUGGCACCCAUCUUUGCAAUGCUUGUGGUAUACGUUGGAAAAAAUACCGCGUUCGAUGUAUCAGAUGCUGGUACAUACCAAAAAAAGAGGAAAAGCUUAUGAAAGUUUGUCCUAGUUGCACCUCGAGUGGAUCUGUGAAAAUGGCUUUGCCAAGAACAACAAAAAAGUGUUAA
Molecule: messenger RNA, 942 nt
Organism: Rhopilema esculentum
Lineage: Eukaryota; Metazoa; Cnidaria; Scyphozoa; Rhizostomeae; Rhizostomatidae
Biological process (GO): regulation of transcription by RNA polymerase II; oocyte development; spermatogenesis
Cellular component (GO): nucleus
Molecular function (GO): sequence-specific DNA binding; zinc ion binding
Source: RefSeq, a predicted model, not a curated record